UUUUGCGCGGGCUUUUACACGGGCGACCAUUCAAAAUGGCGUCCUUACAUUCGUUUCUGUUGUUUCUGUCAUUCGUUUUGGCCCAUCUGUCGUCCUUCGUUUCUGCGGCUCCUUGGAUUGUCACUGCUUACUAUCAAGAAGACGUCUACACUCGCGAGGGGUACUACACCACCUACACCACCACUCGAAUUGAGCAAAUCACCCCCACUGUCACCUCUUUACCCCCAGCCCAGUCGACCAUCACCUCCGUCGCCAACCAUCUUGACUAUAAUGGCUAUGGUUCCUACUACGAGAACAACGAUGUUACCGUGAUUGAACAGCUGUAUCCGACCGGCGUAGGAUCCGAUUACUACGACUACCUCUACGAGGAUAACGAUGGAGAUGUCACCACCAUGUUCGUUGUCAACCUGACCUAUACCGCGCCCACUGGGUGCUCGUCGCAGUGGACCACGACCACCACCGCCGAAAUUACUCCGCCGGCCAGAGUGCAAAGCCUGUUGCCUUUGACCGCAGUGGAAACCUCAUUCUCUGUCGACGACAGCCGCCCCUUCCAGCCCACCACCUACACAGUCGACGUCGUCUACGUCGACCCCACCCAAGUCCCUAGCAGUUCCUUGGAGUCCCUCAGCCUGUAUAACCGGCCUACCUCCCUCUACACCGGCGACAACUGCUACUACACCGCCAGCUCUGGCGCGCAGUACGGUAGUGGCAGCUACAGCAACGGGUACAGCAGCGGAUACUACAACGACUGGGACGACAACUACAACUGGUUCCUCGACAAUUAUUACAUGGGCAUCUCGCCGCUGGCCCUCACCCUCAUCCUGAGCCUAGGCUGGAUCGGCCUGUUCCUUAUCCUAGGCUUCAUUGAGGCUUGGAUCCGCUUCCGCCGCCUGAUGACGGGCUGGCAGACCCGCCGCGGGCUGCCCGUGUGCUGGUCGCUGACCAUCCUCCCGAUCACUCUGAUCCUGCUGUGCUGGUUCCGCAGAGGCUACCGGGCGCGCUCGCAGGCCGACGGCGAGGUCCUCCAGAAGCGCUGGAAGGCGAUGAGCAUCUGGACCAAGCUGCGGCUCUUCUUCGUCUGGGGCUUCCGCUUCAAGUACCCGCCCAUGCUCGGUCCCGCCCCGGCGCGCGUCAAGACCAGCAAGCAGCCCGAGAGAACCCCUGGCCCUCGUCUUCUGGAGCCCAGUCCUGCGUCCAGUGUGGCGCCGCAGUCUCGUCAGGGCUCUACUGCCCAGCCAGGUGGGGACGUUGCUGCACCCGCGGCUACUGCUGACCCGGAGAUGGCGGAAGCGUCGCACUUGGCUCCGGUCGCAUCUCAGCCCCAGAGUGGCCCUGCGCACACGACGCAUCAGGAUGACGAGAUUAGACACGCUCGCUAGUUUAUGAGAUGGAGUGGGCGCGGUCGCGCUCACCAACGAGUUGCCAUGACUGGGAGCACACCCCCAUCACCGCCACGUGAUCACCCGAUACCCUGAUAAUGGACCCCUCAUUCUUUCGCUUCUAUUAUACCCCAUCUUUCAGGAACCAUUAGAAUAGUUUAAUAUAUUCAUUUCAAG
Messenger RNA from Aspergillus homomorphus CBS 101889, 1556 nucleotides. RefSeq lists its product as uncharacterized. The record is from RefSeq and is a predicted model, not a curated record. NCBI's taxonomy places the organism in Eukaryota, Fungi, Ascomycota, Eurotiomycetes, Eurotiales, Aspergillaceae. Bases 36 to 1379 code for a protein of 447 amino acids. The transcript has a single exon.